CUCUGCCACCACUGCUAACGCCUCCACCACCACCCGGCUUCUCAGAGCAGGCGGCUGUUGCCAUCCGCUGUCCCCAGGAGGGCACACUUGGGGCAGGGCCUUCGCCACUUUUGUGCCUUGCUCAAGAUGUGAGUUCAUCCUCUCGCUUCUGGAGAAGAUGCAGACACAAGAGAUACUGAGGUUGCUGCGGCUGCCCGAGCUGGGCGACUUGGGCCAGUUUUUCCGCAGCCUCUCAGCUACCACCCUUGUGAGUAUGGGUGCUCUGGCUGCCAUCCUCGCCUACUGGUUCACUCACCGGCCAAAGGCCUUACAACCACCAUGCAACCUCCUGAUGCAGUCAGAGGAAGUGGAGGACAGUGGUGGGGCCCGGAGAUCUGUGAUUGGAGAUGGCCCUCAGCUGCUCACCCACUAUUAUGAUGAUGCCAGGACCAUGUACGAGGUGUUCCGCCGUGGGCUUAGCAUCUCAGGGAAUGGACCCUGUCUUGGCUUCAGGAAGCCCAAGCAACCUUAUCAGUGGCUGUCCUACCAGGAGGUGGCCGACAGGGCUGAAUAUCUAGGGUCCGGACUUCUGCAACACAAUUGUAAAGCAUGUACAGAUCAGUUUGUUGGUGUUUUUGCACAAAAUCGACCAGAGUGGAUCAUCGCAGAGCUUGCCUGCUACACGUAUUCUAUGGUGGUGAUCCCACUAUAUGACACCCUGGGCCCUGGUGCUAUCCGCUACAUUAUCAACACAGCUGACAUCAGCACCGUGGUCGUGGAUAAACCUCAGAAGGCUGUGCUUCUGCUAGAACAUGUGGAGAGGAAGGAGACUCCAGGGCUGAAGCUCAUCAUUGUCAUGGAACCAUUCGAGGAAGCUCUGAAAGACCGAGGGCAGGAGUGUGGGGUGGUCAUUAAGUCCAUGCAGGCCGUGGAGGAGUGUGGCCAACGGAAUCAUCAUGUCCCUGUGCCCCCGAAGCCCAGUGACCUCUCCAUUGUGUGUUUCACAAGCGGCACAACAGGGAACCCAAAAGGUGCGAUGCUCACCCAUGGGAACGUGGUGGCUGAUUUCUCAGGCUUUCUGAAAGUGACAGAGAAAGUGAUCUUUCCGAGACAGGACGAUGUGCUCAUCUCCUUCCUGCCUUUGGCUCACAUGUUUGAGAGAGUAAUCCAGUCUGUCGUCUACUGCCAUGGAGGGCGCGUAGGCUUCUUCCAGGGAGAUAUCCGUCUCCUCUCAGAUGACAUGAAGGCUCUGUGCCCCACCAUCUUCCCUGUGGUCCCUCGAUUACUGAACCGGAUGUAUGACAAGAUCUUUAGCCAAGCAGACACACCAUUAAAGCGCUGGCUCCUGGAGUUUGCAGCAAAGCGUAAACAGGCUGAGGUCCGAAAGGGAAUCAUCAGGAAUGAUAGCAUCUGGGAUGAACUCUUCUUUAAUAAGAUUCAGGCUAAUCUUGGCGGGUGUGUGCGGAUGAUUGUUACUGGAGCAGCCCCGGCUUCACCAGCAGUCCUGGGAUUCCUCCGGGCAGCUCUGGGAUGCCAGGUUUAUGAAGGCUAUGGCCAAACUGAGUGCACGGCUGGAUGUACCUUCACCACGCCUGGGGACUGGACCUCAGGGCAUGUAGGGGCACCUCUGCCCUGCAAUCAUAUCAAGCUCGUCGAUGUCGAGGAACUGAACUAUUGGACCUACAAAGGAGAGGGAGAGAUAUGUGUGAGAGGACCAAAUGUGUUCAAAGGUUACUUGAAAGAUCCAGACAGGACAAAAGAGGCCCUGGACAGUGACGGCUGGCUUCAUACUGGGGACAUUGGGAAAUGGCUGCCGGCAGGAACUCUUAAAAUUAUUGAUCGGAAAAAGCACAUAUUUAAACUUGCUCAGGGCGAAUAUAUUGCACCCGAGAAGAUUGAAAACAUCUACAUACGGAGUGAGCCUGUGGCACAAAUCUUUGUUCACGGGAACAGCUUAAAGGCCUAUUUGGUGGGCAUUGUUGUGCCUGACCCUGAAGUCAUGCCCUCUUGGGCUCAGAAGAGAGGAAUUGAAGGGUCAUAUGCAGAGCUCUGUGCAAAUAAGGAGCUGAAAAAAGCCAUUUUGGAAGAUAUGGUGAGGUUAGGAAAAGAGAGUGGACUCCAUUCGUUCGAACAGGUUAAAGCCAUUCACAUCCACUCUGACAUGUUCUCAGUUCAGAAUGGCUUGCUGACACCAACAUUAAAGGCUAAGAGACCUGAGCUGAGAGAGUACUUCAAAAAACAAAUAGAAGAGCUUUACUCAAUCUCCAUGUGAAGUUCAAGGAAAGUUCUUCUCAGUAUAAUGGACUGUGUAGCAAUAUUAUAGUUACUCUUGAAAGUAAUGAAUCAGAAUGAUGCAGCUGAAAAUGAAUAAGCACGUGAUCUUAUGACCAUGCCUUUUCCUGUCCCAAGAGGUCUUUAACAAUAUUUUCUCUAUCAUCACUGAGUACACUUUAUUUUUAUUAAAAUGAUAUUGUAACAAGCUGCUAAAAAUAUCACAAAUGGCAAUGUAAAAAUCAAGACUUUUCUCAAGGACUGUGUACCACUAAAAGUAAUAUAUUCUCAAUGUUCACAGAACUCUUAUUAAACAUAAAGGAAAAACAUAACUGAUAUACUGUACUUCAUUAUUUGUGGAAUAGUAACCUGAUAUAGCAAAUAUCUCAGCAAUGUGGACUACCUCAUUAGUAACUGAUUGUCAAAAUCCCAGUUAAAUCAGACUUAAAAAAUUAAAAUUAGGUGUACAGAAUCAUGCUAAAACAAGAUAUAAUGCACAUUCUACAUAAAUUCAGAUUCUUUAUACAUGACAAUUCUUAUUGAUGUGAACAAGUUUUCCCUGUCAUUUUUACUUUUAUGCAUGAAAAAUGCGAUUUCAGAUACUAUUGAAACAAAUGUUAUAUUUAUAUAACAUUUUA
Molecule: messenger RNA, 2888 nt
Organism: Lynx canadensis (Canada lynx)
Lineage: Eukaryota; Metazoa; Chordata; Mammalia; Carnivora; Felidae
Gene: ACSL6
Product: acyl-CoA synthetase long chain family member 6
Exons: 21
Coding region: 158-2251 (697 amino acids)
Biological process (GO): long-chain fatty-acyl-CoA biosynthetic process; long-chain fatty acid metabolic process; very long-chain fatty acid metabolic process
Cellular component (GO): membrane; endoplasmic reticulum
Molecular function (GO): arachidonate-CoA ligase activity
Source: RefSeq, a predicted model, not a curated record